AGCUGUUUCCUCUGCCGGAAGCAGGCAAUUAGAGCCGCCGGUCUCCAAGAAAUACAUGUGCAAUUUCUGGGCUGAUGAUUUAGGUGGCAUUCACUGCCUGUAUGGAGGGUGAGUUCAGCACGCAGGGAACAAAGUAUCUGGGAUGUAUGGAGUCACGACGCACGACGCAACGCGGUUCGUCAUGACUUGAAGUGAAUCACGAUGGGAUUACUGUAGUGACGUGAAAUUUAGGUUAGAUGCAAUUAGGCAUGGCUUCUGUACUGCAUAUUUAGCAGCAGCUGUAGCAUGUAGCCGCUUAGUGAAUCCACCUUUCUUCCACCUUUUGGCUGACAGUUCAUUUGUUUUCAUUUUUUUUAUCAUUAUUAUUAUUAUUUUGGGGAAAUUUAACCAAAUCUCCACAUAAAGCAAGUAAUAUCUCUGCACCUGAACUUACUCCUGUACUGAAAUCCCCACGGAGUGAAGAGGGUCGCUUUGCGUGGAAGCGCUGAGUGAGCGCGCCGGUGAAGUCACUGAAGUAUUUGCGGAUUUCUGUGGGGAGAGGCAGCUUUUAUGUUUCGUGCACCUGUGGACGCCUGCAGAAAGAGCACCGCGCACACGCAUCCUGCUUCUUUUCCUACAACCCCCUCCAAAUUAAAAAAAAAAAAGAAGACAAAAUAAAGCGUUUUGAUUUUUUAGGGGUUUUCCCGCAACAUAAAGCGUCUGUCGGAUGCACGGCUGGGAUUUCAGCAGUCGGAGAGGUCUGGUCAGAUUCAGCACCACAUCAGCUUUGAACAGCUCCGGGUCGUCGCGUGUGGAUGGGCUCUGUCGGUCUCCGUGUCUCCCGCAGCUCAUAACUACCGGCAACAAUGGCAUCACACGGUUUCUGGUCUCUUGGCGGAGAUAAUGCGAGGGCCAGUACCGGGAGUCAGAGCCCCAGUACGCCCAGGGCUUGGUGCCAAGCGGCGGCACAGAAAUUUCCCGGAGGAAUUGGAUCGAAAUUAUGUGCGCUGCUCAAUGUCGGGGAAGUGGAGAGACCAGCCGAUCCGGCCGCCACGCAGCCGCCACAGAGAGAAGCUGCAGGCACCUGCGGCUGCAACAAAUCCUGCAACUGCACCAAAGCUGCUGUGGUCUUCUCCGACCUCUAUUCAACAGACCUGUUACCUGCCAUGGACGGUGACACCAAAACAAUGACGUUCCUGCAGGAAGUUGUGGAUAUUUUACUGGCUUACAUCGUGGAGUCUUUCGACCGGAAAACGAAAGUUAUUGAUUUUCAUUAUCCAAACGAGCUGCUUCAGAUGAACAACUGGGAGCUGCAGGACGAGCCGGCGACUCUGGAUGAUAUCUUGAUCAGCUGUCGCGCUACUCUCAAAUACGCCAUCAAAACAGCCCACCCCAGGUACUUCAAUCAGCUCUCUACAGGAUUAGACAUGGUUGGACUGGCAGCCGAUUGGCUAACGUCCACCGCCAACACCAAUAUGUUCACCUAUGAGGUGGCUCCUGUCUUUGUGCUGCUGGAAUACGUCACUCUGAAGAAGAUGAGGGAGAUCAUUGGCUGGCCGGAAGGGCGAGGAGACGGCAUUUUCUCCCCUGGUGGUGCUAUUUCCAAUAUGUAUGCCAUGCUGCUGGCCCGCUUCAAGAUGUUCCCUGAAGUGAAGGAGAAAGGAAUGUCAUCUGUGCCCAGACUGGUGGCCUUCACAUCCGAACAUAGCCAUUUUUCAAUCAAAAAAGGAGCAGCAGCUCUUGGCAUUGGGACGGAGAGUGUGAUCUGCAUCAAAGCAGAUGAAAGUGGUAAAAUGAUGCCAGCUGACCUUGAGAGGAGAAUCCUGGAGGCCAAACAGAAGGGUUUUGUGCCUUUCUUUGUAAGUGCAACAGCUGGAACAACAGUGUACGGAGCCUUUGACCCCCUCAUCGCCAUUUCUGAAAUCUGCAGAAAGUACAACAUCUGGAUGCAUGUGGAUGGUGCAUGGGGAGGAAGCCUCCUCAUGUCCAGGAGACACAGGUGGAAGCUGGAUGGAGUUGAGAGAGCCAAUUCGGUAACAUGGAACCCACACAAGAUGAUGUCAGUCCCUCUGCAAUGUUCAGCCCUGCUGGUUAGAGAGGAGGGUUUGAUGCAGAACUGCAACCAGAUGCACGCCUGCUACCUUUUCCAGCAGGACAAACACUACGACCUUUCCUACGACACCGGAGACAAAGCGCUGCAGUGUGGACGCCACGUGGACAUCUUUAAGCUGUGGCUCAUGUGGAGAGCUAAGGGCACUAUUGGGUUUGAGGCUCAGAUCGAUAAGUGCUUGGAGCUGUCAGAGUACCUCUACAACAAGAUCAAAGACCGAGAAGGAUACGAGAUGGUUUUUGAUGGGAAACCUCAGCACACCAACGUCUGCUUCUGGUACCUCCCCCCUGGGAUCCGCUACAUGGAGGACAAAGAGGAGAGGAAGAAACGCUUGCACAAGGUGGCUCCAGUGAUAAAGGCCAGGAUGAUGGAAUAUGGGACAACUAUGGUCGGCUACCAGCCACAAGGGGACAAGGUCAACUUUUUCCGUAUGGUGAUCUCAAAUCCGGCUGCUACCUUCGAGGACAUCGACUUUCUUAUUGAGGAGAUUGAACGACUCGGCCAAGAUCUAUAAGACUCAUCGCACCAAAUCCUGCUGUACUUUUCCCCUUGACGGAUGAAUUGUUUGUUGUGAAUGUACUGGUAAACUUUUUUUCUCUCUCUUUCCUCCAAAGUCACCUAUUUAAGAGUAUAUUUGAGAAAAAAGAUAUACAGAUAUAUCUAUAGAUUAUGUAUCGUAGCUUUGCCGUGGACUAACUUGGUCCAAAGCUUUGUAAAAGUGCUUCUGUCCGCCUUUCCUGUAGUGUAGUCGAUCCCAGAAUAGUGUAAGUGAUGUAACUUUAUAUGUACCUUUUGUGAUAUGAAAUGCUUGUGCAAUAGGUCGAUGAGGAGGAGUUUAUUUUUUAAUCAUUUCUCAUUUGCCGAGUAUGUUGUUAAGUGCCAAACGUGGUUGUAUUUUACUGUAACUUUACAUUUUAAACUUCUGAUUUAAAACAAAAAGAAAGCACUUCACCUUACCUCAGCUUAAUCGACUGCCUUUACAUCUGCGCAUAGUACUUCAAGCAGUGAUUCUGGAUAAUAUUCUCUUGAUCGGUGAUGUAUAGCAGUACCAGCACAUGUUAAAUGAGCCUCUCAACCACAACAGGCUGUCACAGAUGAUUUGGAAAAAUGUACAAUAGAAGGCAAGGAAACCAUUUCCAUCACAACUGCCCAAUAGUCACAUCAGUUUAAAGCAUUUAUGAAGGUGCGUCGACCCAUCAUGCAUCACCUCAGCUUUUGACAGUUUGGUCUGCAGCUUCUGAUGCUAAUUUAAUGUUUUGCUUGUUAUGUCUUUCAGCUGAUUUCAAAUGUGCUUUUUUUCUAGUGUUUUUAAGGUGGUAAAAGCUUGUUGAACCCACAGUAAUUGAUGUCACCAGCUACAUGCACAUAUCAAAAUGAUGGUACCAUUUCCAGCCAGGCUGUAUAUUUAGCUGUGCUGAGUGUGCUUUGCAUGUUCGAAUGCUGAUCUAGAAUGAGAAUAAUCAACUCUUAAGAGGUCAUAUAAAGUUAUAAUCCUUAAUCAUUUCAAUCCCCAACUUUGCUAUGGUUAACAGCCUUUGUUUGUUUCAAUUUUGGAGUUUUUAAUUGCCUCUGUGAAUAUCCAUUUUAAUUGUUAGUCGUAGAGUCUGCCUUUACUACUCAGAAUUCAAUCCGCAUAUGCACAAGGAAUUAAUUGGAAAUCAUAUUUGAUUUAUUUGAUUUGAUAUUUGACAAAACACUGGUCCCCGUGGGGUCACUAAAGCCCUGGGUUCACUGCAAGUCAACUGGUUGUGGUAAUAUGAAUAACUGUAAAUUGACCACGCUAAAAGAACAAUAUCAA
This is a messenger RNA of Scatophagus argus, 3887 nucleotides long. It is a transcript of the gene gad2, whose product is annotated as glutamate decarboxylase 2. Gene Ontology annotation, cellular component: cytoplasm. The coding region runs from base 846 to 2603 and encodes 585 amino acids. NCBI's taxonomy places the organism in Eukaryota, Metazoa, Chordata, Actinopteri, Scatophagidae. The transcript has 16 exons. Gene Ontology annotation, molecular function: pyridoxal phosphate binding; glutamate decarboxylase activity. The record is from RefSeq and is a predicted model, not a curated record. Gene Ontology annotation, biological process: GABA shunt.